Molecule: messenger RNA, 5693 nt
Organism: Monopterus albus (swamp eel)
Lineage: Eukaryota; Metazoa; Chordata; Actinopteri; Synbranchiformes; Synbranchidae
Product: zinc finger protein 638-like
Exons: 25
Coding region: 523-5463 (1646 amino acids)
Cellular component (GO): nucleus
Molecular function (GO): zinc ion binding; RNA binding
Source: RefSeq, a predicted model, not a curated record
AAAAACUGGAGGCGGAAGUGUGUUUUAUUGUUGCUGAUAUACAGUCUGUGGUGAUGGCGGAAUAGACUUGUCUUGACGCUAAUGAUUACAGGCUGAAAAUGAAUCCGGACUUUCCAGUAACAACGACUGGCAUUUACGUAUUUUGAAAGCCUUGCUGUGCACACAGACAGUAAUUUGCAUCUUGCUCCUACCCUUUGUUUGGAGCCCAGAGUGACAUUCUCCAUUGCCAACAGCACCAGAGGGACCCAUUUCAUAUUUGGACCUGUGGCUGGUGCUGGUGCACUGACAGCUCUUCGAUUGGCUCAGAUAGAGACUUGGGCACAGCUUGCUCUCCAGAAUCUUGCUACUCCAGCAACUUUAACUGUUGGUAACCGGUGUCACAACAACAGGUUUCCAGCAGCAUUACCUUCUCACCUGGCCCUCCUGAGUCUUCUCAAUAGACAGGAGGUGUCAACUUUUGGAUUUGACGUGGACACAAACAGCAAAAACAACAGAAUCACACAACUCUGUUUUCCUACUGCUAUGUACCACCACCAUUCUCAGCAGCAGGGGUCACAGCCCUUCUCUAAUGGGCCAAGGCCUCCUCAUCACCAGCCACCUCCUAAUCAACAUCAAAAUCGCACUCCAUCUGACAUGCUGUCGCAGGUAAUGGGUUUCCAGUUUCCUCGUCCCACUCAGCUCCCUGAUGAAAUAGAGUCCGCCUUAGCUAUUCGGGGCACCAGAGACAUUGACCACCGCCUCAUUGACCACAUGAACCAACCAAGCCAACACCAGAACCAAGGCUCAGGUUCUGGGGUCAGUCAACAUGGGAGCUAUGGUACCAACCCAGUAACACUGCCCUCUGAUAAUCAGCCUGUCCACCAGCAAGGAGUAGACUGGUCAGGCUACCAGCCUCCAACUAAACUGUUUGCCAGUCCUCCACCUACUGCUAGCUGCCAAUCACAAGAACACCAGGGACCUCAGCAGCAGCCCCAGAGCAGCCACACAGGACCAAGCAUCCCAGGAUGGACUGCCCCUGUAAGCGACUCUCCAUUGCCUCAAGCCCGGCACCCUCCUGGUAGUGGGAGUGGUGGAGGUGGGGAUGGUCAGAGUUUAUACACACCAGAGUGUGCAGGAAGUAUUUUGGCUAGUUUUGGGCUUUCAAAUGAGGACUUGGAAGUGCUGAGUCACUACCCUGAUGAUCAGCUAACCCCAGAUACUUUACCAUUCAUAUUGCGUGACAUUCAAAUCAACAAGUCGGGUAACCAGAAAGCUAUGGCUCCUACUUCCUCAUUCUCACACAACAUCCAUGAUUUGCCGCUGCCUCCUUCCCACUCAUUGGCACGUUCAGAGUCUCCGGAAGUGCCCAGCCUUCUUACUGUUACACAAACAGCAGGUAAAGUAAUUGACUAUGGUCAUGCCAGCAGGACAAAUGAAGAGAGCAGUACCAGAGAGACUUUCAAAAGAGGGCCACUUUCCAGUGAAAGGACAGUUAAAAUAUACCCAUCAUCAUCCUCCUCAUCAGCUACAAAAGCAGAAAAAGCUGAAAAGCGGCAGGUCAAUGUGGAGCAUAUUGAACCAAGCAAGCACGGAGACCGUGACUAUCGCAGGACAAGUCGUGACCAUCGCAAGAGCACCCGGUCACCCGGGAGAGAAUUUCCACCAUCAACCAAAUCUCGUAAUCUAGACCAAGACUACAGGCGUGAUGGGCCCAAACCAAGGCCCUUGUCAGAAACCCAGAAAGAGGAUUCCUCGAGGCGGUCUCUCUCCUCUUCAUCUGAAUCAAAGCCACCCAGCAGCAGCAAGAAGUUUCCUACCCCCACCAUGAUAAGUGAUUUCUCAGCUGUCUCUCCAAAGGCGUAUCCCCACACCUGCUCCCUGUGCCACAUAGAGUGUGAUCAGGAAAAGGACUGGGUUGACCAUAUUAACACCGUCAACCACACGGCAGCCUGCAGAGACCUACGCAACAAGUACCCAUACUGGAAACCAAUUCUCCCAAGUCGGAGCGGACGAUAUGGCAGCCGGGCUCUGUGGGAUCCCAAAGAUGGCUCUCCAUUCCGUCCCGGGUCUCGAUCCCUCUCUACUUCUCCUCCCCCAGGUCCUCCUCACAACACGCAAAGGGUGGCACCCCAUCCCCACAGGCCACGUGGGAAACCUUACUCUCCUCCCCAUCACCUUCGCCACCACCACUAUGCAGAACAUGGCCAUCAGUUGGAGCGCCACCACUCUGGCUCACACAGUCCCCCUCACUCACGUCGGACCUCCAGAGAGUAUCGACCUGACAAGAGAGACAGGGAAUCAUCAGGGGUUGCCUCUCGUAGUGGUGUGAAGCGUCCACAUGAUGAUUCAGUCAGGUGCUUCACUGAUGCCGAUCAGCAUCCCUUCUCUAACAAGGCGAGUCAAAGCUCCAAAUAUGGAUCAUCACAGUCCACCAAAACUAUCAAGAGUGGGGUGAAGCCUGGAACCAAGAUGACUAAGAGGGCAAGUGCCACGGCCCCUGACACAACUGCCAAGCCUCCACCAGCCAAGAAGAAAAAGAAGAAAGUGGUGACUCCAGCCUCCCAGCACUUGUCUGUUGCAGAUCGCCUGGUUUAUCUAACAGGCAUCCCAAAUGAUGCCUCAGAGCAGGAAGUUACCGAUUUGGUUGGGUCCUUUGGCAGGAUCAAUAACGUGAUCCUCAUGCCAUGCUCCGAGGAAGAGAAGGGCGAAAGACAAAAGGCAUCUGUAUGCAUGUUGAGGGCUGAAGAUGCUCAGGCUGUGGCUAACUCCAUAAAUCUUUCCAUCAGAGACCAGCAAAUCACUGCUUCACUAGCCAAGAAACCUGAAGGAGGGCAGUCUUCUGAUGCCAACAACAGCAAACCUUCUCUGGGUUGGGACAAGGGUGCUGCUGGGGAGGAUGCAGGAGGUGAGGCAGACCAGAAGGCUUCCGGUGAGAUGGGUGUGGUGUUGAUCACAGGACUUCCUGAGAGUGGCUGGUCAGAGAGUGACAUCAUCCAGCUGGUCCAGCCUUUUGGAACUCCCUCUGACAUCAUCCUGGCAACACAAGUUGGAAAGGUACUUGUAUCAAUGCCAGACACUGAGAUUGCUCAAGAGAUUGUGAAAGUCCACACCUUCAUCCCUGCGAAGAUUAACGACUCUGAGGUGAAGAUAAUCCAUCUCAAACAGCGUAUUGGCCUCAGCACUCCGGUGGCUCUCUACAAUCUGCUGAUGGGAUCAGUGGAUCCAUUGGAGAACACUGCCCCAGUAGGCUGGGGCCGCCUGCUGGUGAUCAGUAAUGUUCCUGACACGCCACCAGGGUCUGCCGAAGUCCAGAAACUGGUGCGGCGCUUUGGUACUGUCAUCAAGACCCUAGUGCUCAACAACAUGGUCAUUUGCGAGAUGGCGACUGUAGCCAUGGCCCUGUCUGUCUACAGACGUUUUCAGACGUUCCCUUGCAUCAUCCAGAACAACCCCCUGUUCUUCUCCCGCAAGCCUGACCCCAAGGCUAAUGCACAAACAAAAGUCAUUGCUGCGUAUAUUGAUUCAUCUGAGGGCACACCUGCAAAUGCCAAAGGCAGCCAAACAGUAGUGACUGUAGGUGAAGAGGAGAUGGUGCAUAAAGAGAAGUCUGAAUCUCCUAUGGAGGAAAUGGACAAAGACAUUGAUGGGAAGGAUGCGAAGAUUAAGAGCACAGAGGAGGUGGCUGAUAAAAACAAAGAUUUGGAAGAAAACAAGAGCAAAAAUGAUGAGAUCCAAAAAGAUGAGCUUACCAAUGCUGCAGUUGCCUUGGAUGCACCAGAAGCAGAUUUGGAUACAGACAUGAGGGAAAGGUCAGCUGUUCAAGCUGUCAUGGAGACAGCAGAAGGGAACGAAGAAGUCUGUGCAUCUGAAGUGGAAAAUGACAAGAUUCCAGCUGUUGAAGAGGCGACACUACCCAGCUCCAAUGACAAAGCAGCUUCCGAGGAGAAUCGAAUUCCAGAGCUCCCCAAGGUUACUCAAGAAAUGGUUAACGCACUACUCGAGGAGUGCCGAACAAAAACCACCAGCCAUCCCAGCAACACAACAGUUUCUCCCUGUGAAGUACAGGGGGAAACACAAAUGGAGACAGGGCAGGGUAAAAAAGCCAGAGAGGAGACAAAAGAGCCAGCCAAGAAUCACACCGAGGAGGAGGUGAAACAGGAGAGGGAGAGAAAAGACAGAGAAGCAAGAAAGGAGAGAGAAAGGAAGGAGAGGGAGCGAAGGCCCUGGGAGAAGGAGGAGAGGUACAGGAGGGAGAGGGAGCGUGAUGAAAGAGUCAGGAGGGAGAGGGAAAAGAGGGAGGAGGAAAGAAGGCAGUGGGAGAGAAGAGAAAGAGAAAGGAGGGAGCGGAAGAGAGCAUACGGUGGAUGUUUUACAGGAUCGAGGUCGUCUUGCAGGUUGGAGAGAUAUAAGCAGAGCUCCUGGAGGGAUGAAUACUAUGACACCUCAGAGGCUGAUGCCAAAAUGGAGGACAACGAGGAGGAAGAGUUCCCAUUCAACCUGAGUGACUUUGUGACAUUGGAUGAAGUAGGAGAUGUGACUGAUCUUCCUUGCUCUCCUUCUCCCACUGCCCUUGUGGAAACCACAGAGGGAGAGGAUGACACGCCCGCAUCUGUCCAACAGGACACUCCUGAGGAGACACCCAUGGAGGUUACCACAGGAGCCGUGUCAGAUAUCACAGUGGACCCGGUGAAAUCAGAUGAGCAAGAAUCUGAGUCCCAAGCUGUGAGCGUGCCAGCAGCUGAGAUUUCAGAUGAUUUGUCAUCAGAUUUAACAACCAAUCCGGUCCUCAUCACUGCGGCAUCCCCAAUACCAGCUUCACAACCUGACUCUUGUUCCAGUAUAACAGAUGUGCCCACACAUCAGUCAGAAGCAGCAGAGACUGAGAUCACACCCGAGACAGAAACCCAACUAAUAGCCACUGUGGACUCCAUCCCAGAGGUUGAACACCUUUCCACACCUGCCCCUGCAGCUUCAGGCAGCCCACAUGAAGAUGCCCCAGUUGACUCCUCACACAGCCCAACAACAGGGGUAGUGACUGCAGAGAGUAAGCAAGAGGAGAAGGAUGGCAGUGCUGUCAGUCAUAGCCAGGUUAAGGAGGAGAAGAUGGUGGUGGAAGAAGAACAGGAGAAGAUGCAGGAUGACAAGGACAAAGAGACGGGAGCUCCUGCUGCAGAGACAGGAAACCAUGAGACGUCUGAAGACCAAACAAGCACCAGAGUAGAGAGUGUGAAUAAGACAUUAAAGCUGGAAACUCCUGUGAGCACAGACUACUCCCUCCCUCCUUUUGACCCCAGCAACCCAGUUGGAAUGGAGUUUUUGGUCCCAAAGACAGGUUUCUUCUGUAAGGCGUGUAAUCGGUUCUACAGUGGAACUAACGAAGCAGAGAUCAACCACUGCAGAACUGAGAAACACUACAUGAACCUUCAGAAAUACUUGCAGACUUUGAAGAUGGCAGAAGUGACUGCCAAAACUGGCUCCAGCUGAAAGUGGCUGUGAAACUCUUGACUGAAUUAUGCCAUUCCCCUCAUUUUUAUAGUCACUUAAUUUCGCAGUAAAGGUCCAGAUUUGCAAGUUGAUGUAGAUCAGUCUCAUGUUUUGUGUUUGUUUUGCAGUAUUGAUUUUUUUCUUGUACAAUUAAGAGAAAAGAAUGCAAAAUGUACAGUGGAAGUAGAAACUGUGCACAUUCAAUAAAAUGUCUAAAUUGCCAUCCCUCA